This is a messenger RNA of Pieris macdunnoughi, 1728 nucleotides long. NCBI's taxonomy places the organism in Eukaryota, Metazoa, Arthropoda, Insecta, Lepidoptera, Pieridae. The record is from the annotation of a GenBank genome assembly.
AUGGACGGUCCCUCGAGACCAAAUCCAUGUAGUUUGCAAAGUAGGACGGCGCCCUCCGUUGGCGCGAAAAUUGACAGAUUAACCAUAGAUGACAGACCGGAGAUGUGUCAGAGUGACUGCCAGUGUGAUUCACAAGGGGAAGUGAAGAUCAAAAGCAAGCGGUUCGGGCGAGGUGCCGUCGAAUCAGGUUUGACACAUGAGUGCGGAGUAUUCGGUGCGAUUGGCACGGGAGAAUGGCCCACUCAAGUGGAUGUUGGGCAGGUCAUAUGCUUGGGACUGGUGGCGUUGCAACACAGAGGUCAAGAAUCAGCUGGCAUUGUGACGUCAGAGGGCAAAAGUGCGCGGACGUUCAAUUCUCACAAGGGUAUGGGGCUUAUCAACAAUAUAUUUAACGAUGAAGCCAUGAAGAAACUCAAAGGAAAUCUCGGGAUUGGUCACACUAGGUAUUCAACCUCGGCGGCAUCGGAGGAAGUCAAUUGUCAACCGUUCGUCGUUCAUACAGCUCACGGUGCUUUAGCCGUCGCUCACAAUGGAGAGCUUGUUAAUUGCAGCAGCCUUAGGAAGAUGGUCUUGGGUCGUGGAGUAGGGUUGUCAACUCAUUCAGACUCGGAACUCAUCACACAAGCUCUCUGCCUCAACCCACCCGAAGGCGAAACUAAUGGCCCUGACUGGCCUGCGAGAAUCAAUCAUCUUAUGAGAUUGGCCCCUCUAAGUUACUCUUUGGUAAUAAUGUUGAAGGACAAGAUAUAUGCUGUCCGGGAUCCCUAUGGAAAUAGACCACUGUGUCUCGGCAAAAUCCUACCCCUUGGCUCAUCAUAUGUCUACAAAGAAUCAUCAGCGCAGCAUGCCGAGGUUUUAUUGAAUGGUUGUGCAAAGAACGGAAUAGACGAUAAAGCCGAGGGUUGGGUCGUAUCUUCGGAGUCCUGUGGCUUUCUAUCUAUUGGUGCGCGAUACGUGCGCGAAGUGUUGCCAGGUGAAAUAAUCGAGAUGUCCCGACAUGGGAUUCGGACUAUGGAUGUAGUGGAGCGACCACAGAGCAAGCAGCAGGCUUUCUGUAUUUUCGAAUACGUUUAUUUCGCUCGGGCGGAUAGUAUUUUUGAAGGUCAAAUGGUGUACUCGGCGCGAUUACAGUGCGGGCGUAUGCUUGCUAGGGAGUCACCCAUCGACGCGGACAUCGUGUCCUCUGUACCGGAGUCUGGCACUGCCGCCGCGCACGGAUAUGCUAGACAGUCGGGUAUACCAUUUAUGGAGGUCCUCUGCAAGAACCGAUACGUGGGCAGAACCUUCAUCCAGCCCUCCACUCGCCUGAGACAACUGGGUGUUGCGAAGAAGUUUGGAGCUCUCUCAGAGAAUGUCCGCGGAAAGCGAAUCGUGCUUAUAGACGAUUCUAUUGUCAGAGGAAACACUAUUGGACCAAUUAUUAAACUGCUGAGGGAUGCGGGAGCAGCUGAGGUUCACAUAAGGAUAGCGUCUCCCCCACUCAAGUUCCCGUGUUACAUGGGGAUCAAUAUUCCUACAAGAGAAGAACUCAUCGCAAACAAGAUGGACACAUUCAAGUUGGCUGAGCACGUCGGCGCGGACAGUCUCGAAUAUCUAAGCGUAGAGGGUCUGGUCAGCGCCAUACAUUACAAUAUGAAGGCGACGCCCAGCGACGGCGUUGGAGGCCAUUGCACUGCCUGUCUCACUGGGGACUAUCCGGGCGGAUUGCCUGAGGACGUCGACUGGUGA